AUGGAUCAUCGAACGGAAGCAAACCCGGAUACCCGGGAAGAGGUAGACCUCCUCAUUUUCGACUAUCUCCUGUGUCUUACAAUCGAGAGAGUAAUCAACGAUGGAGGCGAGACCUCCUCUAGCGGCAACUCGGACGUCUGCUGGCUGAAUAACAUGCUGGAGACCCUUAUGAAGGUGCUUGCUCUACCGGAGGUACCAUCUGUCGAUCUACGAAUCAAGGCUCAGAUACUCCAACUUGCAAAUAUCCUCAGCAAACCUCGGUCCCAGACGAACUCGACACAGGAGGAAGUACCCCAAGAACUGCCCACAGCGCUCUCCACAGUUGCGACAAGCCUCAUAUCACUAUGCGAUGCUGCCGAGAAAAAGAAACUGAAAACCCACGGAGCAAGAAUUGCUGUACUACUGAGUGCUUACACGGCGCUGGAAGAAUACCAAUUCCCCCAAAAUGGAUCGUCUGAUAAGCUUAGCGAAUAUCCAACGGAGAUAUUGAAGGCUGUGGAAUUGCGACUCGUGGGUAAUAAUCCAGGGGCCACUCGCCCAGCAAUGGUUCUACAUAACCUUAGAUCCGCCAUCCUGAACGCCCUAAUGGAUAUUAUGAAAUUACUGAAUCCCCCGAUACUAAAUCAGAUCGAGAGGGGCAAGGUUGGUGAGCUAAGUCGAGCCGAGACACACCAAUUGAGGGAGAAAAUCGGACUCAGCUAA
Molecule: messenger RNA, 702 nt
Organism: Aspergillus ochraceoroseus IBT 24754
Lineage: Eukaryota; Fungi; Ascomycota; Eurotiomycetes; Eurotiales; Aspergillaceae
Exons: 2
Coding region: 1-702 (233 amino acids)
Source: RefSeq, a predicted model, not a curated record